Messenger RNA from Symbiodinium sp. CCMP2456, 420 nucleotides. Lineage: Eukaryota; Dinophyceae; Suessiales; Symbiodiniaceae. The record is from the annotation of a GenBank genome assembly.
AUGAACAUGUCUCUUCUCCGCAUCGCGCUCGGCGUCAACGGAGUGAUGAUGUUUGUGUUUGGCUUCGUUCUCUUCUUCAAUCAUCGCGACAUGUGGAUCAAGGUAGAAGGUCGCAAGGUGGCUGGCAUGAAGACGAAAUUCGACACGAUGAUCUGGCGCAUCGUUGGCCUGUGGGUAGGGUUCGUCGGCCUCAGUUGCUUGUUCGUGGCUGAUGUGCCCGGAGGAUGGUGGAGUGGAACCUGGGGCUUCGAUCCAGCGAGUCUGCAAGUGCUGUGGUCGCCGCUGGCAGGUCUUGUCGCGACGACGCAUGCGAUUGAGACGUGGGUCAAAUAUGAAGCGUUAGGGCCACGCGAGGUCUGGUCGGGAGCGUCGGGCAACAUGGUUCUGUUCGUGCUAUGCCUGCUGGCACUUGUCGUCUAG